Acaulospora morrowiae is the source of this 1050-nucleotide messenger RNA. The record is from the annotation of a GenBank genome assembly. Lineage: Eukaryota; Fungi; Glomeromycota; Glomeromycetes; Diversisporales; Acaulosporaceae.
AUGGCUUCAAUCUUAAAUAAAAUACUUGGACUCUUCAAAACUAAAGAUAGGGAAGACGUUCAAAUCCCAUACAAUUUUGAGAAACGUUAUCGAAUCUUAAAAGUUAUUGGUACAGGGUCUUUUGCAAUUGUAAAGGAAUGUGUAGACAAGACAACUGGUAAAAGUUAUGCCUUGAAGAUUAUCUCCAAAAAGUCCAUUAAAGGAAAGGAGCAAAUGCUGGCUACAGAACAAAAAAUUCUUGAAAAAAUUCACCAUCCAAAUCUUGUAACGUUGGUUGAUUUUUUCGAAACGAAGGAAGGCGUCUUCAUUGUAACCGACCUAGCAAGAGGUGGAGAGUUAUUUGAACAACUUCAAAAUAAAAGGUCAUACACAGAACAAGAUGCAGCCAAUUUAGUGCGACAAAUCCUGGAUGGUGUAUCGUAUUUACACGAUAAUGGUAUAGUUCAUAGAGACUUAAAACCAGAAAAUUUGCUCUUUAAAGACAAAUCGGAAGAUUCAGAGCUCCUGAUAACAGAUUUUGGCUUGUCGAAAAUCUUAAAGAGUAAUAACGACAUUUUGUUAACUGCCUGUGGUACACCUGGGUAUGUGGCUCCUGAAGUGCUUACACAAAAUGGUCAUGGAAAACCAGUAGAUAUUUGGAGUAUCGGAGUAAUUACAUAUACCCUGUUGUGUGGAUAUCCACCGUUUUAUGGUGAAGAUCAAAAUUCGUUAUUCGAAUCCAUUAUGAGUGGUGCAUAUGAAUAUGAUGAUUAUGAAUGGUUAGAUAUAUCAAGCACAGCAAAAGAUCUAAUUGACAAAAUGUUAACUCGAGACCCUUCAAAAAGAAUUACUGCAAAAGAAGCACUUCAACACCAAUGGUUCAAAACAGCAACCACUGUUGAUAUUCUUAAAACUGUACAAAAUAAUUUAACAGCAAAGGAACGAUUUAGGAGAGCCAUCCAUCUUGUUAAAGAUAUCAAUCGUUUUCGCAACCUUAAUAGCCCUACCGAUCAGUCUGAAACAGUUGACCAAGAACACACUAAUGUUAAUAAUGAAGGAAAUGGUAAUUAA